Biomphalaria glabrata is the source of this 3284-nucleotide messenger RNA. Its product is annotated as elevenin-Vc1-like. The record is from RefSeq and is a predicted model, not a curated record. Bases 489 to 869 code for a protein of 126 amino acids. Lineage: Eukaryota; Metazoa; Mollusca; Gastropoda; Planorbidae. The transcript is spliced from 5 exons.
GCUCUCCCGCCACUGAAACUACCAAAGUUGGAAAGGGGGGAAGCAGGUUCGACUUGAAAUCUAUAUAAAAAUCAGAACAAGUAAGUUAUUCUGGUCAUGAGCAAGAACGAAACGAAAGAUAGAAGAUUCAUUUAAAAAAACAAGAAGAAGAAAAUACUGGAACAAAUACUUAACUAUUAAAACACUUAGACCUCGUUUUCACCUUACUGUGAUUUAUAAAUAGAUAGUGGCCUACAGUAAACAUUUUAGUCAAAUUAAGAAACAUAAUAGAAAGUCACCAUUGCUCUACAACAAAAACGUAAGCGACUACUGGAAGAAAACUAAAAGGAACUAUUUGGCGAAAACAAAAUUGGAAGCAGUUGAAGGAAACGAAGCUCUUCAAGCUGUGGAAAUAUUCGUUGACAUUUUCGUGUUUAUUUAGCUACGAGUUCUCAAAGAUCGAAUCUGAUUGGACAAUUUAAAACCUAAUUAACUCACCUUAAAAGAAAAUGAUGAGCUGCCUCGCCUACGUCUACAGAUGGAGUGUGUUGUCCUUGAUCCUCCUCUGUUUAGUCUGCUCCAGUGAAUCUCAAAGACGGAGAGUGAAUUGCGAGAAUUAUCCGUUUGCAAAAAUGUGCCGGGGUAUUUCUGCCAAGAGGUCAAAUGUCCAAGCGUCCAGUCUAGACAAUGACUUCCAGUCACCUCACACAUUGGAAGACAUGAUUCAGAGGAGUUACAACUCUUUCAGAUCCAAUUUAAAUAAAAAAUCUUUAAUCCUGAAGAGUUUGCAAGCACCGUUGUCCGAGAGUGAAGGACAAACUGACCGGAGGUUUGUGUCCAGUGGACUGGACGACAUGGACUCACACGAAAACAGUUAUCUAUACGCCUAGUUUAUAGCCCUAUUUCGGCCUGUCCAGUUAAAACCCAUCUCGUGGUCAUCAUGGAACUGACCACAUGGACUACUGAGGCUGAUCAUUCAAAGAAAAAUUCCGUUUUUAAUUUUUUUUAUUUUAGACUGUAUUUAGAUUUGUCUUUGAAUUAUAUCUUCUUUUGCACUUCAAUUGACAUUAGCAGAAAUAUUUUAAACAAACGGGUGUCAAAUGACAAAUUACAGAUUUUACAGACAAAUAUGAAACAAUUUUGUUCUUUGUUGUUUGAAUUUUUUUUUUCUUUUUGGUGAUGGUUGAUAUUGUUGAUUACUAAUGUCGAUAUACAAUUUGAAUUUUUUGUUUUGUUAAUCUUAUCUGAGUUUUGUACUAUUGUGUUAGACACCUUUUUUUUUUAAGUUCCCCCCCAAAAAAUGUGUUUCUCUAUUUAACAAAUAAAAAAUAUAUUUAAUAAGAGACUUCAUACAUGAUAAGGUGAGUGACUUUGUGUUUUUUACAUUUUAGCGGUUUGGGAUUUUAUAAUUAUUCGUUUUAUUUUAUUUAUUUUUUUGGCUGUAUAUAAAUCUAUACAAAUAAAUCUAAUUUUAGAAAUAUAAAAUAAAAUCAUGUUAAUGUUAUGUUGAUGAAAAGAAACAGCAAAAAAAAUGUUUUAAAAAAUUGUUUAGUUUAUAGUUUAAUAACUUUAAGGAUUCUCAGCCUGAUUUCCCGUGUAAGACAUUUCUUAGAGACAACUGAGACCUAACUUAAUGCUCUAAAAUAAUUUUGAAAUAAGAUUUGAAAUGAUGUUAGCUGUACAUCUCCAGAGUAUACUCUACUAAAUGAUGGUUUACGAAAAAGUGACAAUUAGUUAAAGAAAUUCUCUUGGCAUUGUUAGUUAAACCAUUUGAUGGAAUUAACAAAAAUUUAUAGAGAGCUUCAUUGUUCACUAGGAAAACGUUUUUCUUUUAAAGAUCUGAAUUUCUUAGGAAGCGGAAGUUAUUGGAAACAAUGUAAUAUUAUUAGACUUCUUCUCCUAGGACAUGACUUGUUGGUCUAAUAAAGUGGGUCAAAUAAAGUGGGUCAAGUUAAGUGGGUCACAUAAAGUGUGUCAAGUUAAGUGGGUCACAUAAAGUGGGUCGAAUAAAGUAGGUCAAGUAUAGUGGAUCAAACAAUGCGGAUCAAAUAAAGUUAGUCAAGUAAAGGGGGUCAAAUAAAGCGGUCAAGUAAAGUGGGUCAAAUAAAGUUGUCGGAUAAAGUGGGUCAAGUAAAGAGGAUCACAUAACAUAUCAAACCCAACUGCUCCUAAAGUAUCAGAACAUGUUGAUUUUUAUAAUCAUCUUAGUUUUGAAAGCGGCCUUUCUCUUCAACAACGUCUAGAAAUAAAAAGUCAAUGUGCACACACAAUAAAAUGCCUAUCUUAGUUCAAUGUGCACACACAAUAAAAUGCCUAUCCUAGUUCAAUGUGCACACACAAUAAAAUGCCUAUCCUAGUUCAAUGUGCACACACAAUAAAAUGCCUAUGGUAGAAAGUCUGAUGGCAACAGCCUCUUCACGUGUCCCACAGAUCGUACAUAGCUUUGGAUGGUUUACCAGAGGCUGGAAGUCUUGGGUCUGAAGAUCUUUGGAGGAUUCGGAUUUCAGCACAUUACAUCGUGUCCGUGAACAAUCGGAAGAUGGGCCUGCAACUGUUGAAUGCACAAGUCUGUAUGUAUGAAUCAAUCUCGCACGCUCAACAUAUACAAAUAGUAUUAAAAAACUAUAGUGAAUGUAACAGCAAACUAUUGUGUAUAUGAUUACAUCGAUAAGAAUGUCUUGUCGCCUAGAUAAUCAUACAAGUAUUGUAUUUACCAAUGAGAAGUCUAGACGAGCAAAUUUGAAUCAUAACCUUAAUAAACUUAGUAAAUUAACAAAGCUUUCCGUUGAAGUUUGGUGUUUUAAUCGCAAGUACAACAAAUUGUUAACACAACGACAGAGAUAUUUGUUCUGUACAAAACAUCGUGAGGCCUUAUAGCCAUAAGAGAUUUGUGGACAUUAAACUAUUAAAUACACUUAUUUAAUUUAUGCUAAUUUUUUUUUUAUCUUUUCAUAAUUAAUGUAUGGGGAGUGUCUGGCGGCAUACUCCGCUUGUCUAAACCUUAAUCAAGAAAAGGGGGGGGGUGCUUUAGAAUGUAGACUAAGAAUUUCAAUUAAGAAUUCAUUCCAUCUGAGUUGUGUUUUCUGAGCGCAACAUGUAAACCUACUCUUAGGUAGUCCCUCUCCCAAAGUCCACAAAAGAAAUUGGAUCAGUGCGCUGUAAGAAAAAAAAAAAGCAAUAACAAAAAUAAUAGCAAUAAUAAUAAGGCUGAGAAUCCUUUAAGAAUCUCAAUUAUUUUAUCUGAACAAAAUGCUUGCUACUGACUAGAUAAACACACGCAUUGAAAUAAACAGUUUAAAAUAAAA